AUGGAUUUUCCGCAAUAUGCCAUCACAACUGUUCACUUUGUGGGCGUAGCAAAUCCUCUGGCAAAGUUCUUCUCCGAGUUUGACGCUCCAUCGCAUCUUAACGAUUUGAUUGAUUGUCUCAUUCCAUCGACGAUCAGUGUCAGAGGCGUAGCAUAUGCAAGCGGAGCGAAGAAACUGAUAAUAGUGAUUGACGAGCGAACUACAAAUUUGGAGCUCUUUGAAAUUAACGCAGAAAGUUCUGAGAAGAUGAAACGUAUGGAUCCGGAAGGUAACUUUGUGCGUGGUGUUAUUGUCACUCUCGCUCCCGCGGAUGCGAAAGCUCAGGUUUGCGUUUUAAAAGUUUGAGG
Messenger RNA from Strongylus vulgaris, 347 nucleotides. Lineage: Eukaryota; Metazoa; Nematoda; Chromadorea; Rhabditida; Strongylidae. The record is from the annotation of a GenBank genome assembly.